CACAACUACUUUCCAUCAGCCAUUGAGAACAGUACCUGCUCUGGAAGAACGGAUAGAACCGAUCGUGUAGCCUCUCGAGCCUCCGCCUUGCAAACACUCAUCCCAGGACACAGUCAAUCCAUACUACUGAAGGCUCAACCGAAGACACCGCCAUGGACGACCAAGACAAUAUAUUUACCCGCGACGAACCUCUCUCCGAGCAAGAACACGCGAUCCUAGCCAACUACGCCACCGAACCGCGCUACAGCCACGGUAUGAAUAAGGCACGCAAGCCAAAAAUUCAACGGACGUAUUUUGACACCCCCAAAUGGGUCUUGAACUCCGGCCAUCAAGAACCGAACCAGGGCGCCGACCAACCCGGGGGCCCCCUCUCAUUGCGCCAGGAUACAUCCAGGCCGUAUGCCCCUUUUCCUGAGGGUAGUAAUGUGAGCGAUGGUGCCAAUCACGAGCAAGGGCAAAAUCGCUCGCUGGGGUAUGAGAUGACCAGUAGUCCUUUGGGAAGAGGAAAUGACUUUGAUUUUGUUGAUUCGACAAUCCACGAUGAGGGAUACAGGUUUUGUGGAGGUCUGGGGGAGUAAAUGCAGCAAGGAGGCUGUGGAUCUGAGGUAUAUGUGUCACAGAUGUCAUAGGUCGAAGACGUUCGUGUCAAUGCAAUAACCACACUUAGAUUUGCAUUAGUG
This is a messenger RNA of Aspergillus aculeatinus CBS 121060, 680 nucleotides long. RefSeq lists its product as uncharacterized. The transcript is spliced from 3 exons. Bases 153 to 578 code for a protein of 141 amino acids. NCBI's taxonomy places the organism in Eukaryota, Fungi, Ascomycota, Eurotiomycetes, Eurotiales, Aspergillaceae. The record is from RefSeq and is a predicted model, not a curated record.